AUGGAUAUAUUAAAGAGAGUUUUACUACUGCUUUUCAUUACAUCGGUAUGCGCCUUUCCAGCUGUUGGUAACCUUGAAAGAGGAGACAUUCUGGAGCCAAGAGCAGGGCUAUUUUGCCAAGCUUCAGACCCCGACAACAAAGCUUUCAAGAGUAAUGCAGUUGCUGGAUCUGCAUUCUGCUCAACCUACAUUCGAAAAACUACAACUACCACUAUAACUCCUACUUCAACUAUUACUUCCACUCAGACCGCACUGACAACAACUACGGCAACUGUAUUCACUACCGUUUUGACUACAUCCUCUAUUAGCACCUUUACUACCUCAACAAAAAGAGGAUCAACUUUAAUCACACUGACCAAAACUGCCCUUGUCACGGAUACGAUAACUGAGACAUUCACAGCCCAGGCAACAAAGCGAGUCACUAACACAGUAACAAAAACAACGCCCAUCACAAUUACAUCUCACAGCAGCAAGACCGUCACUGUAGCAUCUACAACGACUGCUACAAUUAAUAUUAAUACUACAGUCACAAAGCUCGUAACCAAUGCUCUGACCAAUUUUAUCACUGGCAAAACUACCCUUUGGGUGACCACUACGGCAUCUGCUCCAGUAGUAACCUCGGACCCAACCACGAUUUACUGCAAAAUUCGAGGUUAUGCCAAAUCCUCCGAAUAUAUUCUUUUCCAACAGAAUCCCUUUCCUAACAUUGGCUUCUCUACUUGCAAGAGCUAUUGCUUAGACCAACAGGACGACAUUCCAGUUUACGGCUUCGGCUUUACUUCUACUGGCUGUUACUGCUAUAGCGAGCCAGUAUCAGAUGCAAUUGAGCCCAACAAGGAACUGGUGGCUACAAACUAUGAUAUGUCCUGUGAUUUUGCAGACCAGGUUAGUAAAGCCUUCGUAUAUGGAGACAGCCAGCAGACGUUAACGUUUCUCGAGGAUGGCUCCCAGCCUGUCAAGCGGGAAGUACAAGAGCGUGCUGCCAAGACUACACCAGUGCCAAGCUUCUUGCCCAACAAAACGCCCAGUGUCGUCAGCAGUGCCUGUUCUUGCUUAAUCACCAAACCUGCUGCUCGCCAGACCUUCAGCGUUUUUGCCGACCCCACGACUAUCCAAGCUACAAUGACGACAACCAAGGUGGUAACGAUCAACAAGAAGAAGACUACUCUUUCUACGACACGUCAGACUGUUACCUCAACAGUUUUGACCACUUUGAUAGCGACAGGAACUCAAAGUGUAACCAGAACUCAGCAUACAACCAGUACUAUUACCAAGCCGGUUACUGUCUUUAUCACAAACUUUAAUACAGUUACUGUAGUACAGACUGUUACUUCUUCUACAGUUAAGACUGAUACUAUCCCUGUUACCAAGGUUAAUACCAUCCCUUGGACUCGCCUUAGCACUGUCCUUGUUACCAAGGGGCUCACCACUACGGUCGUGCGAACUGCUCCGACUCCGCAAACCGUCACGUCUACUGUUACGCAGGAAGGGUCUAUCAGUACUUAUGUCCCCGAAAUCACAAUUUGGGGUACUGACGAGCCCGAUUCCACGACCGAAGAUGCUACGAGUACACGUCCAAUUAUACCAUCUCCAAAUUCAUCUUUCAGUAUGUCUGCGGAAACACCUGUUACACCUUCAAAGUCGAGUACGUCUAUGGUCGCAGCUGCCACCCCUUCAAGUUCGAGUACGCCCACGACUACUCCUGGCUGGCAGCUGUUAGACAACAACGCUGCGGCUAUCAGCAUUGUUGCUGACGGCUCCGACCUCUACCAGCUCCAUAGCUCUGGUUUGAUCUGGUUCUACACAGGUACCCCUAUUAGCGGUUGGCGAUUGUUGGGCAAUAAGGCUUCAACCACUAAGAUUGAUGCAUCAAAGGGUAAUCUCUACCAGCUUCGCAAUACUGGUGAGAUCUUCAGAUAUACCGGUACUCCAGUCACGGGUUGGCAGUUGGUAGACAACAACCCUGCCGCCCUCGACAUCGUAGCCAGCGGUAACGACCUAUACCAACUCCACGAAUCAGGUUUCGUCUAUAAAUACACGGGCACUCCUAUAACUGGAUGGCAACAGUUGAGCAACAGCAAGAAUACCUUCAAAAUUGCCGCUUCCGGUGGAAACCUCUACCGACUCGACAAUGACGGCACUAUCUGGAAGUACAAUGGAGUGCCCCUCACUGGAUGGGACAAGCUGAGAUCCUCAGACUCAGGGAUCAAGGAUAUUGUGGCACGCAAUGCUGACCUCUAUGAGCUUGAUAAUGAUGGAAAUAUCCGGCAAUAUACUGGCGUUCCGAUAACCGGCUGGAGGCAACUAGAUAACAACUUUCGGACGAUACAGAUUGCUGCCGGAGCUGGAGGAUUCUAUCAGCUUCAUAACUGGGGGGCUAUCUGGCUAUAUACUGGCACGCCCAUCACUGGCUGGAAGCUACUGGAUGCAAACGCUACCUCUACCUACAUUACGGCAGGAGACUCACUCUACCAGCUUCGCACCACUGGUUAUAUCUUUAAGUAUAACCCAUAG
Fusarium verticillioides 7600 is the source of this 2514-nucleotide messenger RNA. RefSeq lists its product as hypothetical. The coding region runs from base 1 to 2514 and encodes 837 amino acids. The record is from RefSeq and is a predicted model, not a curated record. The transcript has 6 exons. NCBI's taxonomy places the organism in Eukaryota, Fungi, Ascomycota, Sordariomycetes, Hypocreales, Nectriaceae.